Molecule: messenger RNA, 843 nt
Organism: Mangifera indica (mango)
Lineage: Eukaryota; Viridiplantae; Streptophyta; Magnoliopsida; Sapindales; Anacardiaceae
Product: very-long-chain (3R)-3-hydroxyacyl-CoA dehydratase 2
Exons: 9
Coding region: 59-733 (224 amino acids)
Biological process (GO): very long-chain fatty acid biosynthetic process; sphingolipid biosynthetic process; fatty acid elongation
Cellular component (GO): endoplasmic reticulum membrane
Molecular function (GO): 3-hydroxyacyl-CoA dehydratase activity
Source: RefSeq, a predicted model, not a curated record
UGAUUGGAUCGACGACUUCAACGAUAAAGCGCGCUGAUUUUGUCAACACUGUUGCUCAAUGCCAACCACAGUUCCAACCAUGUCUCAACUUUCCGGGCUUUAUCUCUUCACUUACAAUUCUCUUCAGGCCCUUGGCUGGGCAGUUUCUCUGUUUAGUCUCUUGUCCAAUUUUUUAUCAACCAAUUCCAUUCAUGGUGCUUAUGAAUCUACCGGGCAACUAAUCUGGUUGCUACAAAUUUGUUCAUUCCUGGAAGUUAUACAUGGAGUUGUAGGUAUUGUUCCGAGUGGAGUGUUGUUUCCUUUUAUGCAAUGGGGUGGAAGGACUCUUUUCUUUCUAUCAAUUGUUCGGACUAUUGAUGAGGUACAAAAGUUGCCAUCAGUUUUCAUAACUUUUAUUGCUUGGAGUCUAAGUGAGGUAAUUAGGUAUCCAUUCUAUGCUUUAAAUAGCAUUGGAACUUGUCCAUCUUGGAUAACUUACCUCAGGUACACUGCAUUCAUUGUGCUGUACCCUAUAGGACUUUUUCCUGGUGAAAUGUGGCUAAUGUAUGAAGCACUUCCAUGCAUAAAGAAGAAAAAUCUCUUUGCAGAUUUCUUUGGUGUGCUUCCCUUUAGCUACUACAAUUUUCUCAGGGUUAUGCUUGUGUGUUACCCAUUCCUCUGGUUGAAGCUUUACCUUCAUUUGUUUAAGCAGCGGGGUUCAAAACUGGGUAAAAAUCACAAGAAAAAACAUUGAAAAUUAAAGCUCUCCAGUUAUAUGAACCAAUUGAUUGUUGGUAAUAUUUGAGAGGUGUAAUUGUAAUGUUUUAAAUGUUUAGUGGUUUAUAUAUAUUUUACAUGAACCAA